CUCUUUUUUCUUCUUCUGUUGCUUCCUUUUUUUUUUUUUUCUGUUUCCUCGAUUUUCUCAUCCAGUCCUUCAACAUCCACCAUGGCUGGCAUCACCGACUCUGCGCUGCUCGCUUGGCUCGAAGUGUGCGAUGUCGAAAUGUACACUCCCGACGGGCGUGAGAUUGCGAGUGUGCCUCUGCCCGAUCUCUUGCGCAACGGCGUCAUUCUGUGUCGCCUCAUCAACCGCAUGAUCCCUAACUUGAUCGGCAAGAUCCACACCUCGUCGCUGUUGCACUUCCCAUCGCGCCAGUUCCUGUGCGUCGAGAACAUUCACCGCUUCUGCGCCGCGUGCAAGUCAGAGUUUGGCAUGACUGAGGCAGAGCUCGCCAACGAAGAAGACAUCUACAACAUGACCAGCUUUGACAUGACCGUUCGCAUGGUUGCCACGCUGUCAAAGAAGGCCGUUGAAAAAAAGUGCCCCGUGCCGCCACUGGAGGCCGCAAAGGUUGCCGCGCCCCCGCCCAAGAAGAUGACGCCAGAGGAGUUCCGAUCAAAGAUUGUGGACGAGAUUCGCUUGACCGAGCAGGCGUACGUCAAAGACCUCAUGUCGCUCAACCACAGCUACAUUCGCCCGCUCCGCCAGGUUGAGUUCAUCCAUCCCUCGGACUUCAAGAAGCUCUUUGGCAACGUCAUUGACAUUUUCGAGUUCCAAAAGCGCUUUUUCAAAAAGCUCGCGCAGACCUCGAGCCUGCCGCCAGACCAGCAGCGGAUUGGCGCCUGCUUCCUCGACCACAAGGAGGCUUUCAAGGUGUACACCAUGUACUGUGCCAACCACCCGAACGCCGUCGCCACGCUGCUCAAGUACGAGACGUUGCCCAAGUGGAAGGCAUUUGCUGCCAACUGGACCAAGACCACUGGCAAGCUCUUUGACAUUGGCUCGAGCCUCAUCAAGCCCAUCCAACGCAUCUGCAAGUACCCCCUCCUGUUGCGCGAGCUCAUCAAGCACACGCCCGAGACCCACCCCGACUUUGCCGACAUCACCGAGGCCAUGGAUGCCAUGAACAGCGUCACCAUUUACAUUAACGAGAUGAAGCGCAAGCUUGAGAAUCUUCAAGUCAUGGCGCAGCUGCACACAAAGAUCCACAACUGGAGCGGCCCUUCGCUCGUCAGCUCGGGUGAGCUCAUUCAAGACGGCAUGGUUACCCAAAUCGAUGGGACCAACAAGGAGACCGUCUACCUCCUGCUGCUGGGCAAGCAAACAGCCAUUUGCCGCAAGCGCAAGAAGGAUGAGUAUGACUACAAGCGAUCUGCACCCAACGACUACCUUGUUCUGAAGAACCUCAGUGACGAGCAGCUUCCAUUCGGGUUUACCAUUUCUUCGACUGUCCCGACCAUGCUCGAGACUUGGUCGUUCCAGUGCAAGAAUGCUGGUGAAAAGAACCAGUGGCUCGCCGCGCUGUCCAAGACCAUCAAGGUGGAUCCAUCUGGAUUCAAGUCGACGAGCAUUGUUGCUGGAGCCGUCACGCAGACCGAUCAGUCAGCCAAGUUCACGGCCGAGAGCAACGAGAACAAGGUUCGCUUUGCCUUUGGCUACCUCAAAGCUCUCUCGGACAGCCAGCUGCAGCCUGAGCUUGCAAAGCAGCAGCAAGAGUUUGCGUCCGCAGAGCAGCGGACUGAGGCCAUGUUCGAGCCUUCUAAAAGCCUCGAGCGCGAGCUGCGUGAGCGAGCCGCCAACGUCGAAGAGCUCAAGGCUGAGAUUGCCCGUCGCGCCGAGCUUGCCGCCGCGGCCAAGCCGGCUGUCGCUCCCAAGCCUGCAGCGCGCCCACCAGCGCCCUUGCCUUCUAAGGAGGCACCCAAGCCUGCUCCAGCACCCGUUACAAGCGCGCCCACGUCGUCCGAGCGUGACUCAUUCUCGGACAUGAGCCGUGCCUCGAUCAACAGUCACUCUGGCGUGUUGUCAGCUCUUGGUCCCAACGAUACUCUCGGCUUGCGCAUCAACAGUCGCCCCACUUUGACCGCCAUGGACGAGACGCUGUCUGAUUUCGAGAGCAUGAGCGUGAUUGAUGUCGCUCUGCCCACUAUCUCUGAGGAGGAACACGCACCCUUGCCGGAUUUGCCCACGACGGAGGAAAAUUCUGCAGCUGUUGCGGCCAUGGAGCUGUUGGCAACCGAGCUGGAAGAUCAGCGAACCAAGUGCGCGCACUGCAACGAGGUCAUCACCGAUCCGACUACCAGCACGUUGGCCUUGGGCAAGACGUGGCACCAAGACCAUUUCUGCUGCCAGGCGUGCAAGACGCCUCUCUCUGGCUGCACCUACCACGAGAAGGAUGGCAACGCGUACUGCAAUGACGACUACCAGCGCCUGUUCAACUCUUGCGAGGCCUGCCGGCAGCCCAUCAACGACGGCGAGUUUGUCACCAUCGGUGACAACAGCAACAUGCGCUGGCACAAGCACCACUUUGAGUGCGAGCAUUGCAAGGAGAAUCUGCUGUCGUCCAAGAUUUACGAGCGCCUCGGCAAGAUUUACUGCGAAAAGGACUUCAAGGCGCAGUUUGGCGUCGAUUGUGGGCUCUGCGGCCAGCUCAUCGAGGGCAAGUACAUGGUCGCGCUCGAGCACCAUUGGCACGAAAAUUGCUUCGUUUGCAACUACGAGGGCUGCCGCGCGCCCUUCCCCGACGGCAGAUUCUACAACCACAACAAUGCCCCGUAUUGCGAGCUUCAUUUCCACACCAUCACUGGCUCGCUCUGCAACGAAUGUCAAAAACCCGUGCUGGGUCGUCACAUCACUUCGGCCACCGGCAAGGUUCAUCCUGAAUGUCUGAUCUGUACCAUCUGUCGCCGUCAGCUGAGUCUAUCCGAGCCGGUACAGGAAGUGGUCAGCGGCGGCAAGGCCCGAUUCCUCUGUGGCAAUUGCGUUGCCUAGUAAGGUUUCGGGGGUUUUGUGCUGCUUCUGCGCUGAGAGGUUUUUUUUUUUCUGUUUGUUGGUUUCUUUCUUUUCGCUUCGUUGUCUUUUCUGCUUCUCUUUGACUUUUCUUUUACUUUUCGUGUUCUACCGUGCUUGUUUGGAUGACUCGCCACACCAUCAUUUAGUUGUUGUCCUUGUCUACUUUUAACUGGUAUGUUUUUACCCGCAUCUGUACCUCCAACAAUGAAUUUCAAGUCACUGCUUGUUGUCACCGCUUGUUGCAAUUACAAUGAACGAACG
Capsaspora owczarzaki ATCC 30864 is the source of this 3186-nucleotide messenger RNA. RefSeq lists its product as hypothetical. Gene Ontology annotation, molecular function: protein binding; guanyl-nucleotide exchange factor activity. Bases 82 to 2904 code for a protein of 940 amino acids. The record is from RefSeq and is a predicted model, not a curated record. NCBI's taxonomy places the organism in Eukaryota, Filasterea, Ministeriida, Capsasporidae. Gene Ontology annotation, cellular component: cytoplasm. The transcript has 7 exons.